This is a messenger RNA of [Torrubiella] hemipterigena, 5167 nucleotides long. The record is from the annotation of a GenBank genome assembly. Lineage: Eukaryota; Fungi; Ascomycota; Sordariomycetes; Hypocreales; Clavicipitaceae.
UGGUGACCUGGUCUUAGUUCUUGCGGCGCUUCCAAGUCCGACCUUCCAGAACAAACCACCCCACCACCCCGCCAUUAGCAAUCCCACGCAACCGCCGUCACAAGCUUAACUUCUCUUCCUCCUCCGACAACCCCGAAUUUCUCCAACUCAGCAACAACACCAAUCCACCACCAUGUCUUCUCUCAAAGGCCCUGCCCCCCAGCACCACGACGGCUCCAGCCUGCGGAUUGCUAUCGUCCACGCGCGCUGGAACGCGACGGUAAUUGAUCCCCUCGUCGCCGGCGCAAAGGCCAAGCUGCUCGAAUGCGGCGUCAAGGAGUCCAACAUUAGCGUCCAGUCUUGCCCUGGCGCAUGGGAGCUUCCCAUCUCUGUUCAGCGCCUCUUCUCCGCCGCCCAAGUCCAACAGGCUGCCUCCGGCGCUGCCUCGGCCACGGACUUGCUCGCCGCUUCCACGACCGACCUUACAGCUACAACCACGGCGACCCCAUCCGGCGCUUUCGACGCAAUUAUUGCCAUCGGUGUCCUGAUCAAGGGCGAGACAAUGCACUUUGAAUACAUUGCCGACGCCGUAUCCCAAGGCCUGAUGCGUGCUCAGCUCGAUAGCGGCAUUCCUGUCAUCUUCGGCGUUCUCACUGUGCUAACAGAGGAGCAAGCUAAAGCCCGUGCUGGAAUUGACGGGUUAGGACACAACCAUGGUGAGGACUGGGGCCUUGCUGCUGUCGAGAUGGGUGUCAAGCGUAACGAGUGGGCGUCGGGCAAGAUUGAGGGCUAAACCGUCAGAGCUAUGAAUAAAUGACAACAAAUACAAAGCUUUCAGAAUAAUAAAACUAUCCUUAAUUGGCUUUAUCUUAUAGUUGGUUUAGUUCACGGUUGCUCAGUAUUUCACAGGAGACACAGGCGUGAUUGGGUAAAUUAGUUAUAUUAUAGCCGUUCAUUGGCCUCAUCUAUCCUUUAAGCCCCAUGAAACUCCUCCGUGGCCACAAUUUUGCUUCAACUAAGUAAAUAUGUAAUAGGAGAAGAUAGAAAAUGAUCCAAAAUUCCCAAGUGCGGGCCCAUUGCUGCAAAAAAUAAAAUAAAAGAGGUGCGAAUAAAGCAAACAUGCUGGCCUUGAUAUCUCAUCAAGGCAAAUGCGCGAGGCCGCAGAAGAAGGUGUAGUUGCAAAAAAAUCAAACAAAAAAAAGUGAGAUAGGAAAUGAUAUGGUAUAAAACGUUGCCGAAUAUCGCAGAAUCAAUCCAUUGAUGGAUGUCUAGAUUACGAGGUCGUUGGCAUUGCUCUUUCUGCUUCUCCAGAUGGAUCGUUUCUUCUCGCGCUUGGUCUUCAUGGCUGCCCAGGCUUGGUCAUCGUCCUCUUCGUCAGAGCCAGCGGAAGCCUUGGGCAUGAUAUUGGCGCUCGUACGACUCGUCUUGAGAGGCUCUGGUCCCGUGGUGUUGGCACCAGACAUGAAGUUGUUUGCGUUUGUAGCCUCUCCAAUCAGAGGAGCUGGGAUAGCUUGAGACACUGGACGGUAUCGACCUGGCAGACCAAUGUUACUGCGCUCAGAGGGGGCAAUGGAAGGAGCGUAGCCAGUGGGCAUACCUCUGACAGAAGCUGCACCACUAGCAAUUCCACCCAUGAUGGAAGCGGAGCUAGGUUGGACCAUGCUCAUGGUGCGCAUGCCUGGGUGGAGGCGUUCAGGUUGUGGCUCACCAACAAAGGAGUGGCGGGCAGUCAGGUCUGUCAUAGAUUGUGUAGCCAUGUACUGAGUUGGGGAUGGAGCCAUGCCUUGCGGGGAGGCGCCGUUUUGGUUGAGUGCCAUCAUCUGCAUAAACUGCAUCUGCAUCUGCAUGAAUUGCUGCAUCUGCUGGUUCAUUUGCAUCUGAGCCUGUUCACCUGGGCUCAUCAUUGGCAUCAUUGGCAUCUGCAUGGGCAUACCACCCAUAGACAUUUGGGUCAUGCUCUGAGGGAGAGCAGGUGCGCUGCCUUGCAUCGCAGGCUGUUGGUACAUCAUCUGGUGAGGGAUGCCCAUGACGGGAUCAAAUCCUUGCUGCAUCAUAUUAGGGCUAGUGGAGUGGCCACGGCCACCGUCGAUGUUCGGGCUACCACGGCGCAUAGCUCUGGAGCGUUCUUCGUGGGCAAUAACACCUACAAGACCGCCAGGUGGGAGCAGGCCAGGACUGGGUUGCUGGUCGUGAUACGAUACAGUUUCGCGCAAAGGUGGUCGGCCGCCACUUGCGAAAGGGUCUUGUGGGAGGUUUCGAGCAAAGGCGGGCAGAGUUGAUGAUCGGCGGGCAGCCACGUUUGAAGGAGCGUCGCCCAUAAUAGAAGCUGGGCGGCUGGGUGGCUGGACAGGCCUCAUGGGACCAAUCUGGCUAAGUCUGCUUGCAGGACGGUUCCUGUUAGGAAAGCCGUUGGCCUGAAGCAGUGCCAGAGGUACUUCCUCAUCAUCAUCCUCAUCGGAAGCGCCAGGGAGAUUAGGCGACGGCGUCUUGGUAACGUUGAACUGAGGAGUGGUCAGCGAUGGUGGCAUACCGGCUCGGCUCGGUGCUGGAGACGGUUCGCCAGCGACUCUCAUCUUUUGUUGGCGAUAGUUGGCCAUUUGGGCUUCUUGUUGUCGGCGUCGAAGGGUUUGCUGUUUUGUCUUUUCAUGUUCAUCUUCCUCAUCAUCGUAGUUGACUUCCUCGUCGUCUUCGUCCUCCUUAGCAACAGCUUUGACAGUGGCGGUUGGCUUUGCAGGGCUAGCACCUCGUUCCUUGUCUUGGCGAUACUUUUCGAACUGCGCAGGGGUCAUGACUCUGUUCUUGGGCACAAUAGGGCUGCGUGGAACAUAUCGGUGUGUUACGCGGGCAAAUCGGGACGAGGUUUCGUCAAACAUGUUGUCCUCCUUGUGGAAGGAAGACGCAAUCGGGGAGGCAGGGGACGAGCUCUGUCCACGGUAGCUUGAUGGAGAGGCGCUUUCGCUGGACUGGUUCAGGAAACGCAUAGCAGAGACGCUAUCCUGGAGCAGUUUAGCAUCAUCGUCUGCCACGCUGGAGAGCUGGAAGUCGCCCAGUUGACGGGUAGGUGAUUUUUGGAAGGACAUGGCGCGGUCUUCGGCUACGGGGCUAGUGGGCGUUGCAGUGUGGCGCGAGCCUUGCGUAGCUGGAGCACGGUUGGUAACAGUUGCUACACUUUCUCGUUUUUGCAUACCGUCGAACAUGGCGCUAAAAUCAGAGCCAAGAUCAAUGGGGGCACCUUCAGUGCUACCGGUGCCAGGCUUCGCGUGAGAAGGAGACGCUGGGCCAUUGGCAGUGCCGGUCGGCGUUGUGCCAGCAUUCGCGGCAAGGUUCAGCAUAGGAGGCAAAUCCGGGACAGGCGGCUCAUCUUUGGGAGGUGGGACGCUGCCUUUUUUCGAUCCGAAGGAGAAGGUACGGCUGGCCUUGAAAAGCGAAGCGCUAAUGGACUUUGUGGAGGCUCCACGGGAUGGUGCCGUGCCUUGCGUCUCGUAUGUGGCUGUUUUAAAGUUUCGAGUCUCGUCCGUCUGGUGAGCCAUGUCUGCAGAUGAGGGCGCGGUGGAAGCGUUGCUGUGUCUUGAUGAGUUAUCGGUCGAGGUGCCUUUUGUAGUAUUGGAAAGAUUGCUGCCCCUUUCAGUCCGUUAGCAAGAAGCUUUAGGAGGAGUGUGGGUAAAAGGCUCUGCCUUUCGCAGGAAAGAAAAGGAGCUAACUUACCGGUAUCCAGUCAUGCCAGCAAACAUAUUAUCGUCAUUGUCAGUAACCGUGGGUUUACGUCGAAUGGGCGACUGAGGAGAAGGGUACGAAAUGGGAGCCGCCUGGUUAGGGGCAUGCAUCGUCUGGCUAUAUCGGGCGUUCACCUGCGGUGCAGGAACCGCAUCAGGUCUCUCCAUCACACGAAAAGAUGGUGACGGAGGAACAGCAUUAUCGUUAACGUCGUUGAGACCAAUGGUAGACUUCCGGCGGAAGCCAACGGAAAAGCGACCCAUUUUGACUGGUGAUUUGGCGAGACCACGGAGCCGUGAGGUAUCAACGAGGUUAAAAACAAAAGCGAGGCGCCUUUGUCAGUCUAAAUCAAAGUCGCUCGAGGCCCGAAUCAGUUCGUACUGAGUUGGAUCGGCGUGGCCUUGGGAAUACGAGGUCCCACAAAGCUGUUGAAUUCAAAUCAACGAACGUAAAAAUAUGGUUCAACGGUCGCAGCGAGAUGAAUUGCGCGUUGAAAGAAGUUCACCGAAGCAAUUAUAGAGCACGCAAAGGCCGCCUGCAGAAAAAAACCAAGGGUUAGCAACCAAGAAACAAACAAGCCGCCAGAGCUAGCAAUGGUGUGCGCACAGCAAGCAACAGCGUUGCUGGGUAUGUGUAGUAAUGAGAGCAACGAAGGAAAGGAAUUCAGCGACUGGGAAAAAAAUACCAAGCUCGACAACGGUGCAUAGGGGGCCGGUAAAGACCUGGGCGGGUAGUCUGAGACAAAAAGAGCCCACGCACCACAACGCAGCGAUGACAGGCCAGCACCAGGAGAGGCGGGUAUUAGGAACAAGAUUGGCCAGCAAGACACUGGGCCAAAAAGAACCAAGACAGCAGGUGAAAAAUUUACAGCGGCUAACCAAGACUUACAGAAAGUCGAUGGGAGCAACCAGAGAGGUCGCUAUGCUUUUUUUUCUGGUGGUAUCGUCGUCCGGUCUAGACAGCCCGGAGUUGCAGCCGAUCUGGGAAUCGAGAGCAGCGAUGGCCUGACGACAAGAUGGCUCGAUAGAAGUUCGAUUCGGGGUCGAGAGAGGGAACAAGCGAUGUUAUCUCGUCUGGUAAGAGUCGUUUUUUGUUCUUGUUUUUGCGCUGCGAGUCAAGCGUGCUGAGCGAGCGGAAUGGCGAUGCAACUCUGAGUAGCCUCAAGAGUCAACGUCUUUUUUGUGUUAUCCAGAAAAGAAGGAAACGGAAAGAAAGGAGCAACGAAUGUCGGGGAGAUCCAAAAAAGAAGGGAGGGCCGAGAGGAAGAGAAAAGAAUUAUCAAGGAAAAUAAAGAAAAUCUCCCAAAAAUACACAAAUGGAAAGAAAGAUUAUGGCUCGGUGCAGAAGGGGAGGGGGAAGAAAGAAGGAGAGCGAAAAAAAGAAGCCAGUGGGCGAGGCUACAGCGUCGCAGGCGGAGGAUCCAGGGGCCGUGCUCUACGGUGGGCAGCGGGUUGGAAAGGAGCAGACAAUGGGG